AUGUCGACCUCACUCGCUUUGCAAGCCUUUACCGCAUCCCUGGCGGGCAUCGCGAUCUACGUGUCCAACAACGAUCCCAGCGGGUCUAUCGAGAAGCCAGCGGCAAGCUGGGCCUCAGGCGAGGAGCAGCAGGAAGACCGCAUCCUCAAGCCGAAAGAUUCCCAGUCGAUCAUCCGCCAGGUAGAAUAUUUCCUGUACAUGAAAGGCUCCGCCAUAUCCGGUGGCGCUCAAGGCGUCUUCUUGUUGAAGCUCUUCUUGGAUUCUCGCAAUGUGCGACCGAUCGAUCUGGUGCAUGCGCGUCCUUCAAACGCAUACUUGACGGCCAUCACCCCACUCUACAUCAGCACCAUCUUCGCCGGUGCUACACGGUAUUGGUGCUACAGGGCAUUGAAGGAAUUCUUCACCUUCCGUCUGCAGAUCAAAGACGAGCAAAAUCUGGUCAAGACCGGACCCUACAAGCACCUCGCUCAUCCUUCUUAUUUCGGUCUCUUCUUUGCUUACAUAGGCAUGACGACUGUCUUGCUGGGACCUCUCAACGUUCUCGUCUAUUUGCUGGACGAUAAGCCGCUCUUCGAGUCAGCCACUUAUGCUUUGCCUUCUUGGCUGGUGGAAAUUGUUGGAGGCGUCAAAAGCAUCAGUCUCAAUCCUCGCGGUAUUGCGCGCGCUGUGCUCUGUCUCGAAGCAAUUCAGACGCUGAGGACAGGGCUGUGGGUCGUUCCAACAAGGAUUGCCGACGAGGAGAGCAUGAUGCGCAAGCAUUUUGGUCAAGAGUACGACGAUUACCUCGCCAAGCGAUGGAGAGUGUUUCCAUUUGUCUGGUGA
Ceraceosorus bombacis is the source of this 822-nucleotide messenger RNA. NCBI's taxonomy places the organism in Eukaryota, Fungi, Basidiomycota, Exobasidiomycetes, Ceraceosorales, Ceraceosoraceae. The record is from the annotation of a GenBank genome assembly.